AUGGCCAAGACAGCAACUCGGACCGUACUCCUCCUGUUGAGUGUAUGUGUUUGCAUCUCAGGCCUCCAACAGUCUGCUCCAAGGGUACGGCUGUCCUUCAAAGAGUUGUUGGACACCAGAGCAGCGCGUCCCUUCUCCUUCUCCUUCAACACCAGCGAUUACCGCAUCCUGCUGAUGGAUCAGGACCAGGGCCGUCUCUACCUGGGCAGCCGGGAGUACCUGGUGGCCCUGGACAUGCACAACGUCAACAAGGAGCCACUCAUUAUCCAUUGGCCAGCCUCUGACAAGAGAAAAGGGGAGUGUCGGAUGACAGGAAAAGGAGGACAGGGUGAGUGUGCAAAUUUUGUGCGUAUGAUAGAGCCAUGGAACCGCACCCACCUGUACACCUGUGGGACCGGAGCCUACCAACCCAUCUGCACCUUCAUCAACAGAGGCUGGAAGGCAGAGGAUUAUGUGUUCAGACUGGUUCCUGGAUUUCUAGAAUCAGGGAAGGGCAAAUGUUCCUACGAUCCUUUCCAGGAGAACAUUGCUGCUCUUAUCAAUGGGAAUCUGUAUGCAGGUGUUCAUGUCGACUUCAUGGGGACAGACCCAGCCCUCUUCAGGACCAUGGGGGGCAGAACAGCAGUCAGGACAGAGCAGUAUGACUCCAGGUGGCUCAAUGAGCCUGUGUUUAUUCAGAUUCAACAGAUACCUGACAGUGCAGAGAGGAAUGAUGACAAACUCUACUUCUUCUUCCGGGAGAAGAGUUUGGAUGCAGGGGGAGGGUCCAGCCCCAGUGUCCUGGCCAGAGUGGGACGAGUGUGUCUGGAUGACGAAGGGGGUCAGAAGUCCCUGGUCAACAGAUGGACCAGCUUCCUGAAAGCCCGACUCAUCUGCUCUGUGAUCGGAGAGGAUGGGGUGGAGACCUCAUUCGAUGAACUGAGGGAUGUUUUCAUCCAGCCCACGCAAGAUGAACGCAACCCUGUGAUCUAUGCCCUGUUCACUACUGCUGGCUCUGUGUUCAAGGGUUCAGCAGUCUGCGUGUACUCCAUGGCUGACAUCCGCAACGUCUUCAAUGGACCCUUCUCCCACAAACAUGGUCAUAACUACCAGUGGACAGUUUACACGGGCAAGAUUCCCUACCCUCGCCCUGGCACAUGUCCAGGAGGAACAUUUACUCCAGGUAUUCGUACCUCUAAGGACUUCUCAGACGAUGCAGUGAACUUUAUGCGAGCCCAUCCCCUCAUGUACCACCCUGUGUACCCUAUCCACCGUCGCCCCCUGGUGGUGAGGACUGGUAUGGACUACCGCUUCACUGCCCUGGUGGUGGACCAGGUGGACGCCGUAGACGCCCGAUACGAGGUGCUCUUCCUGGGCACAGAUCGUGGCACUGUCCAAAAGGUCAUAGUUUUACCUAAGGACCCGAGCACCAUGGAGGAGCUCACCCUGGAGGAAGUGGAGGUUUUCAGGACACAUGCUGCUGUCAAAACAAUGAAGAUAUCAUCUAAAAGGCAACAGCUGUAUGUGUCAUCAGAGGCGGGGCUAACCCAGGUGUCUCUCCACCGCUGUGGGGUGUACGGGAGGGCCUGCUCCGACUGCUGUCUGGCACGGGACCCUUACUGCGCCUGGGAUGGGGAGAGCUGCUCCGCUUUCACCCCCGCCACCAAGAGGAGGAGCCGAAGGCAGGAUGUGAAACAUGGUGAUCCACUGCGACAGUGCAGGGGCUUCAAUGCCAAAGUGGAAAAGCGUUUGAGAGAGACAGUCCAAUUUGGUGUGGAGGGGAGCAGUACAUUUCUGGAGUGUCAGUCUCGCUCUCCUCAGGCCACAGUCAAGUGGCUCUAUCAAAGGGGAGGAAGAAGGAAAGUGCUCAACCGGGACAGAGAGUAUCUGAAGACACCCCAGGGAAUCCUUCUGAAGUCUCUCAGCCAAUCAGACGCCGGUCUGUACCAUUGCCUGGCCACGGAGAACAACUUCAAACACACAGUGGCCCGUGUGGCGCUGCGCAUCCUGGACCGAGACAUCGUGGUGGCCCUCACCUCCCCUGACGAUGACCCCAUGACCUCCAACAGCCCUCCCAACGGGCGGGGGGGACAACAUGACGCCCAGCAACCGAAGCACCCCCCAACCCUCCCUCUCACAGACACCCCAUCCCAGCCAGAAAUCAAGUUGAUCCACCAGUACUGUCAGUCUUACUGGGAGCAGCUAGGGCUCAAGCAGCAGAAGCCCAAACGCACGUCCAGGAGACACACAGAGAGCCAGGAGACCCAAGGCAGAUAG
Salvelinus namaycush (lake trout) is the source of this 2256-nucleotide messenger RNA. Its product is annotated as semaphorin-3F-like. The record is from RefSeq and is a predicted model, not a curated record. The coding region runs from base 1 to 2256 and encodes 751 amino acids. The transcript has 17 exons. Gene Ontology annotation, biological process: positive regulation of cell migration; neural crest cell migration; negative chemotaxis. NCBI's taxonomy places the organism in Eukaryota, Metazoa, Chordata, Actinopteri, Salmoniformes, Salmonidae. Gene Ontology annotation, molecular function: semaphorin receptor binding; chemorepellent activity.